Molecule: messenger RNA, 1827 nt
Organism: Pyricularia oryzae 70-15
Lineage: Eukaryota; Fungi; Ascomycota; Sordariomycetes; Magnaporthales; Pyriculariaceae
Exons: 2
Coding region: 1-1827 (608 amino acids)
Source: RefSeq, a predicted model, not a curated record
AUGCCCCUCCCGCAUCUCCCCACCGAAAUCCUCGAGCAAAUCCUCACCCACGCCGUCAUCGUGCGCGGCCUCAAGCGUGCCUUGCGUCUACGCCUGGUGAGCCGCAUCUGGUCCGUCGACAUCCUCAACGUCAUCUUCGUCGCCGGCCUGCCCGACAACACCUACUGGCUGGGCCGUCUGGACAGACCCGACGGAUCCGCCCAGCUUUUCUGGCAGCGCUACCUCGCCUGGCGCAUCGACCACGCCGUCCGCGGCGAAGUGGAGCCCCUGGGACCCUUGACCGGCGGGCCGAGGCCAGAGCGAGCAUGCGACUGGGGUUUGCGCCACCUUCGGCGCCCGCCGGCCACCAGGCGUCUGCGCAUGAUGAGGCGCGUCGCGGAGCGCAUCGUCGAGUUGCGGAUGCGGUUGCGGGCCGCCGACGGCGCCGUUGCUUCUGCACUUGGCGGCGAGGAUGAGCUGCAUGACGUCAUCUUUCGGCUUUCCAGAUUGCCGCUCAUGGACAUAUCUUCGUUCAAUACGCAUUUCCGUGACACCUUUUUUGCCGAGUUUACUGUUGACGAGGGAGACCGGGAGAGGCUGGAGAGGGACGAGGAGGCCACCAGGGGGUUUCGCGAAACUGUGCUGAGCGCUGCUGCUUACCUGGACGAGCUCGAAAUUGUCCAGGUGCUUGUGCGUGACAGUCUGAACGACAACAAACCACUGUCCUCGCGCCGCCCAAGCUGCCCCUUCUUUGCCCCUCUCGACGCGGCAGCUUUUGGAGGAAGUUGCCGAUGCGUCAUAUUUCUUACCUCACUGCCACAGGAACCGGGCAGAAGCAUGUACAAGCUACGUAGCAGAGCCAUCCAGUGCGCAGGAAGCUGCGUGUUUCCACAGGGCGCACGUGAUGUUAUGGAGUUUGGUCUCAGCACUGAACAACUUCACCAAGGCCCGGCACCAACCGGCCCUUGGGACGCUGGUAGCGAUCCCACAAGUGGCUGGAUGCGAAUUCUGGUGCACGACUGCAUGCGUCGGACGACCGAUGUUCAAGUAUAUAGGAGAUGCUACGAGAUAGUAGGUCACUCCCUCCUACCUAGUCAAGAGCCCAUUGCGGGCCUUACAAAAGAGGCCUGGUUGCUACGCAAGUGGUUCCCGUCUCAGCUGGACAUUGCUGCCAGGCGUGGGUGUGUCGAAAUUAUGGAGUUUCUAUUCGACAGAUAUGCGAUCGAGGCCCUGCCCGCCAUAGCGUUGAGCAAUGACAAACUCGCCAAUGACGAGGCGAAAGAGUUUGAGCACCCUGAGAAUAGAAAUAUCCCUGAAGCGCUGCCUAUGGAUAGGAAUGGGGACGAAUGUGACCCGGUCAACAUGCUCUCAAAGUUUCGCAGCCCGCUUUCCGUGGCCGCCUUGGACGGUAAUCACGCCUCUGUCAACUUUCUGCUAUCUCACGGCGUCUCCAAACCCGAUCGGGUAUUGGUAGCGGCAGCAAGUAGUGGCUCAAAAAAGCUGGUUGAAACCAUAGUCGACUUUUUCGCCAAGCAAGACGACAAGCAACAAGACCUGGAGACUAUUCACGGCGAGGAGACGGUUCAAGAUGCACUAGCCUUGGCAGUGUUCCGAGAGGAUGAUGCCAUGGUCCGUCUACUGUACGACCUAGGAGCGAGGUUCGACCGCACCACCUGGGAGACUUUGCGCAAGGAAACAAAAAGACUGAGCCUGGAAAGCAUGGAUCAACUGCUUCAAGAUCUAGGACAACCUUCCAAGGGUGAAGAUGCAUGGGCUCGACAUUGCUCAAACGGCGAGCAAGUGGUUCGCAAGGCAAUUAUCUCAUUCUCUCUGCGCCUAGUAGACUGA